Messenger RNA from Amborella trichopoda, 1194 nucleotides. Its product is annotated as CASP-like protein 2B1. Lineage: Eukaryota; Viridiplantae; Streptophyta; Magnoliopsida; Amborellales; Amborellaceae. The record is from RefSeq and is a predicted model, not a curated record.
ACCCCAAGAAAGAGACCCUAUCCUAGGGCAGCAAAUUGAAGGUACCCUAAAUGCCAUCGUUUGUGGGGCAGGGUGAGCUUUACUCUCUCUCUCUCUCCAAGACAAGUGAGAGUAGAUGGUACACUAGGUACCGAUGAGGCAUUAUUGUGGGGUUAUUGUAUAUAGGCCUUUACUCUAUAUGACUAUAAAAAAGAAGGAGCUUGGGCAUUGAGAUUCAAAAGGGGCAUUUGGGUUGUGGGGUGUUUGGGGUUGAGCUCUUAGGACAUUUGGGCUGUGGGGUUUUUGGGGUUGUGAUCUUAGUUGGGUUUGAGAUUCUUAGUGAAGAUGAGUGGGGUUGGAGUUGGGAUGAGUCCUGGCAGUGUGCCUGUUUAUCACUCAAGCAAAUUGAGGGUGGUUGAUAGGAGGGUGAGAGUGGCUGAGGUUGUGCUAAGGUGUGUGAUAAGUGGGCUGGGGUUGCUUGCUGCUGUUCUUGUGGGGACUGAUACUCAGACAAGGCAGAUAUUUUCCAUUCAGAAGAAGGCCAAGUUCACUGACAUGAAAGCUCUUAUGUUCCUAGUUAUCAUUAAUGGGAUAGUGGCCUCUUAUUCCUUGGUCCAAGGCCUCCGAUGUGCUGUGAGCAUGCUCAAGGGAAGUGUCCUCUUCAAUAAGUCUCUGGCUUGGGCCAUUUUCUCUUGCGAUCAGGUGAUGGCUUAUGCAAGCUUAGCAGCGGCCGCGGCAGCAACGCAAUCAGCUGCCAUAGCUGAGAAGGGGCAACAAGAUGUUCAAUGGAUGAAGAUUUGCAAUUUCUAUGGAAAAUUUUGUACCCAAGUUGGGGACGGGAUUGUUAGUGCAUUUGUAGUGAGCCUGAGCAUGGUCACUCUAUCGGGGCUCUCUGCUUUUAAUCUCUUUAGGCUCUAUAACAAAGGGAAAGGGGCUUACUAAAUAAUCAUUAUGCACUUCCCACCUCUCUCUCUCUCUCAAUAAUUAUUAUACCCGUCCCACCUCUCUCUCUCUCUCAAUAAUUAUUAUACACUUCCCACCUCUCUCUCUCUCUCAUCCCCCCAACCUCUCUCUCUCUCCACCCUCUCUCUAUCCAUCCUGUUCUUCUUGCCUUUGAAGGCUUUCUAUCCAUCUUCCCUCUCUUCUGUUUAUCUGUGUUUGAUUCCAUCGCUCUUUCUUUCUCAAGGGUAUAAAAUGCUUGCAACUUUUUUGAGA